Messenger RNA from Penicillium brevicompactum, 2229 nucleotides. RefSeq lists its product as uncharacterized. Lineage: Eukaryota; Fungi; Ascomycota; Eurotiomycetes; Eurotiales; Aspergillaceae. Gene Ontology annotation, biological process: protein dephosphorylation. The record is from RefSeq and is a predicted model, not a curated record. The transcript is spliced from 3 exons. Gene Ontology annotation, molecular function: protein tyrosine phosphatase activity. Bases 1 to 2229 code for a protein of 742 amino acids.
AUGACAGAAUUCGGAGUGCAACCUACUAUGACAGGCCCACGCUCACCCUCCUCCCCGUGGGUGCAGAGUCCCCAGAUUCAUCGUGACGGCGCACAGUCCUUCCAACCGAGCAAAUCGCCGUCGCAUGCGGGCAUGAUGUCAAACCCUCUCGAUCGACCGAGUCCCAAUUACUUCGGCAUGAGUUCACACACAACCGCCAACCACCAGACCUCCAAUACAAGUCCCGUCCAGAAGAACUGGGGCUCAUCACCUCCCCAAUCUUUCCAGAGUCCGAUGGUGCACGUUCAUCCUCAGGAACUGGUGUCGGCGGGGCUGGUCAACAUGUUGAAGACCGAGCCUGAAACGAACCGGAUACGUCGGGAAUCAACUUUCAAUGAAGCCUCCAACGGGAAGCAAAUCAGUCCAGGGUCAACGUCCUCACCUUCCUAUCCGCUGGGGGGUUUUUCAUUAGGACUACCCAGCGGGCCCAGGCAAGGCAGAAACUCCGUCUCCGCAGAAGCAACUCUCGCGUCAUUUCCAUGGGUCUCGCCCGACCGCUGCGCCGAUCUGCUAACCACCUCCCAGUCAGAUACCAUGCUAUUUGACGUUCGACCGUUUGCUCACUUCAAGAACGCCAACAUCAAGGGAUCAUUGAACUUAUGCAUUCCGACCACACUACUCAAACGCCCUUCAUUUGACACCAAGAAAUUAUCAAGUACCUUUACAAACGACGCGGACAAGCAAGCCUUUACUCAUUGGAAGAACUGCAAGUUUAUCAUUGUCUAUGACUCCGCGUCUACGGACACCAAGGAUGCAGUACCUCUUCUGAAUGUACUUAAUAAAUUCAAAGCAGAAGACUGGAAGGGUGAUGGGUUGGUUCUUCAGAGCGGCUUCCAAGGAUUUUCGAAGCAAUUCCCGCAUUUGACCCAACAAGCGUCAGCGCAAGCGACCGGCUCGUCUUCCAAGCGUCCUGGGCCGAUGGGAAUCAACUUGUCAUCGGUGGCUCCCGUCGUUGGUGGUUGUGCCUUACCAGAAUCAACGUCAGCUGCCAACCCAUUUUUCGGGAAUAUCCGACAGAAUAUGGAUCUUCUGGGUGGUGUUGGGCAGAUCCCACUGAAACAGCCGGAUCAAAUGACAGAUACGAAGCGACAGCAAUUGCCUACCUGGCUACGGGGCGCUUGUGAUGCCAAUGACAAGGGGCAUAUUGUUUCUAACAAGUUCUUGGGCCUGGAGAAAACCGAAUUAGAACGCAUGAAACAGGCUUUGACCUAUGAGGGUCCAUCGGCAGAGGUCAGCGGCAGCUCCAAGAAAUAUCGAGUUGCAGGCAUCGAGAAGGGCACCAAGAACCGAUAUAACGAUAUUUAUCCGUUUGAUCACUCCCGUGUCCGACUUGAGGGAAUCCCAUCUGGGGCCUGUGACUACGUGAAUGCGAAUCAUAUCUCGGCCGAACUCACCCACCGCAAAUACAUCGCUACACAGGCGCCCGUGCCCGAUACUUUCAAUGACUUCUGGCGUCUCGUGUGGGAGCAGGAUAUCCGACUUCUUGUAUCUCUUACUGCAGAGGUUGAAAGGGGACAGGUGAAGUGUGAUCGCUAUUGGGAGUCUGGGGAUUACGGACCCUUUGAGAUCAAGGCCUACUCGGAAAAGUACAUAUACAUCGAAGGUCAAGGUCAACAACCCAUUGAUCCCAGCACGGGAAACCUUAAGACUACCAGCGAGAAAUGGGAUGCGACGAAUGAAAACCCAGUCAUCAUCGUGCGACACUUCAGCAUCCGCCAUACAUCAUUCCCUUUCCAGCCGCUCCGAGAUAUCACCCAGCUCCAGUAUCCUUACUGGCCCGAUUUCGGAACAACAUCUCAACCUACUCAUCUUCUUCACCUGAUUGAGCAAUGCAACAAGGUUAUCCGUGCCACCAGCAACCCCGGCUUUAACAGCGAACAACCGGAACCUAGGGGUCAACGGCCGGUCUUAGUGCACUGCAGUGCCGGCUGUGGGCGUACGGGAACUUUCUGCACCGUCGAUAGUGUACUGGACAUGCUGAAACGACAGCGUAUGCAUGUCAGUGGACACAGAGACGCGAGUCAAAACCCCACUGACAACCUCGAGUGGGUUGGAAAUCUGAAUCUCGACCUUAUCGCAAAGACUGUUGAAGAUUUCAGACAACAGAGACCGAGCAUGGUCCAGAACCUGAGUCAGUAUGCGCUUUGCUAUGAAAGUGUGCUCGAGUGGCUCGUCGCUCAAAUGAAGUAG